Nannospalax galili (Upper Galilee mountains blind mole rat) is the source of this 1516-nucleotide messenger RNA. It is a transcript of the gene Dhh, whose product is annotated as desert hedgehog signaling molecule. Bases 285 to 1475 code for a protein of 396 amino acids. The transcript is spliced from 3 exons. Lineage: Eukaryota; Metazoa; Chordata; Mammalia; Rodentia; Spalacidae. Gene Ontology annotation, molecular function: patched binding; calcium ion binding. The record is from RefSeq and is a predicted model, not a curated record. Gene Ontology annotation, biological process: cell-cell signaling; cell fate specification; multicellular organism development.
CUGGGCGUUCUGGAAGCACCGGAGCCGGGUGGUGGAGACUGGCAGGGCUGGCCCUCGCCCUCGACCCACCUGCUCUGAUAUGAUGGUCCAUCAAUAGAGGGUUCUAGGUUCCCCGGGACAUGUAGGCGGAGUUAGCGGCUGCCAGGUGUGCAGAGCCUCAAGAGCUUCAGGUACUCUGGGGGCAGCUCUGCCUGAGGCGCUCUCGGCGCAUAUGACGAUGCCCAACUGACAGGAGAGCUAGUGAGGACCAGAACGCGCCCUUUCGGCUCAAGCCCACUGCACCCAUGGCUCUACCGGCCAGUCUGUUGCCCCUGUGCUGUCUGGCACUUUUGGCACUGUCUGUCCAGAGCUGCGGGCCGGGCCGGGGACCGGUUGGUCGGCGGCGUUAUGUGCGCAAGCAGCUUGUGCCACUGCUCUACAAACAGUCUGUGCCUAGCGUGCCGGAGCGGACCCUGGGCGCUAGUGGGCCAGCGGAGGGGAGGGUGGCAAGGGGCUCCGAACGUUUCCGAGACCUCGUGCCCAACUACAACCCCGACAUUAUCUUCAAGGAUGAGGAGAACAGUGGCGCCGACCGCCUGAUGACAGAGCGUUGCAAAGAGCGAGUGAACGCUCUAGCCAUUGCGGUGAUGAACAUGUGGCCCGGAGUGCGACUACGGGUAACUGAAGGCUGGGACGAGGAUGGCCACCACGCUCAGGACUCGCUCCACUAUGAAGGCCGCGCCUUGGACAUCACCACGUCUGACCGUGACCGCAAUAAGUAUGGUUUGCUGGCGCGCCUGGCAGUGGAAGCUGGCUUCGACUGGGUUUACUACGAGUCCCGCAACCACGUCCAUGUGUCGGUCAAAGCUGAUAACUCACUGGCAGUCCGAGCCGGCGGCUGCUUUCCGGGGAAUGCCACGGUGCGCCUGCGGAGCGGCGAGCGGAAGGGCCUGCGGGAACUGCACGGCGGAGACUGGGUGCUGGCCGCGGAUGCUGCUGGCCGGGUGGUGCCCACUCCGGUGCUGCUCUUCCUGGACCGGGACCUGCAGCGCCGCGCCUGGUUCGUGGCUGUGGAGACCGAGCGGCCUCCACGCAAACUGUUGCUCACGCCCUGGCACCUGGUGUUCGCCGCUCGGGGGCCGGCGCCGGCUCCGGGUGACUUCGCUCCGGUGUUUGCGCGCCGGUUACGCGCCGGGGACUCAGUGCUGGCACCGGGUGGGGAUGCGCUUCGGCCGGCGCGCGUAUCCCGAGUGGCGCGGGAGGAAGCGGUGGGCGUGUUCGCACCGCUCACCGCGCACGGAACGCUGCUGGUCAACGACGUCCUCGCCUCCUGCUACGCGGUGCUGGAGAGUCACCAGUGGGCUCACCGCGCCUUUGCUCCCUUGCGCCUGCUGCAUGCGCUGGGGGCGCUGCUCCCGGGUGGUGCAGCCCAGCCGACCGGCAUGCAUUGGUACUCUCGUCUUCUUUAUCGCUUGGCGGAGGAGCUGAUGGGCUAAGCGUCCAAGUAUAGAAGUCCUCCAGGCUUCGGACAACCGAG